Messenger RNA from Leptidea sinapis, 486 nucleotides. RefSeq lists its product as uncharacterized. Bases 1 to 486 code for a protein of 161 amino acids. The transcript has 2 exons. The record is from RefSeq and is a predicted model, not a curated record. NCBI's taxonomy places the organism in Eukaryota, Metazoa, Arthropoda, Insecta, Lepidoptera, Pieridae.
AUGUCAAUUGGUAAAAUUAACGAGUUCAAAGUGCAUAGUGAUGAUUGGAACUUAUAUGUAGAAAGAUUAGAACAGUACUUUGUGGUGAAUAAGAUUCCGGCGGAUAUGCAAGUACUGACAUUAAUUACCGAUAAAUCCAAAUCAAAAACGUUUUCUCAAAUAGCGGAAAUAAUGCAAAAACAUUUACAACCCAAACCCAGCCCAUUAACGGAACGAUACAAGUUACGUAACCGGAAACAAAUGGACGGUGAGAGCAUCGCAGAGUACGUAUCGGUACUAAAAAAAAUGUCGAUCGGAUGCGAGUUUGGAGAGGGUUUAGAAGAUAGUUUGAGGGACCAGUUAGUGUGUGGGGUCAGGAGUGAAGCUAUUCGACAACGUUUGUUCGCUGAGGAAAAGUUGGGCUUCGCAAAAGCAUACACCUUCUCCAUGAGCUUGGAAGCAGCGGAAAGAAAUGCAGCGGUAGUAGAGGGACAAGAUGUUGUUUAG